AGCUCCGGGGUGAAGAUGCUGCUGCUCGGUCUGAUGCUGCUGCUGCUGCCGGUCUCUGCCGCCGACCUCCCGGGGACGGGUCCGCCGCUCCGGGGGCCGGGGCUCGGCUUCUCCCCGCCGGUACCUGCCUCUGCCUCCGCCCCGCCGCUCCUCCUCCUUAUCCCGCAGCCCGGAGCGGAGCACCGGGCUCCAGGUGUCGCCUUGGCCCGAUCAGCGGCGGAGGAUCCGACCGGCCCCGUGGAGGAGGAGGAGGGGGGGCAGCAUUACUACGGCGGCGGGUACCGGGUGGUCCAGUGGGAGUGGAGCUACGUCCAGACCCCGUUCAUCAUCGCCAUCUGGCUCCUGGUGGCCAGCGUGGCCAAGAUCUUGUUCCACUUCUCCCAGCGCUUCACCACCGUGGUUCCAGAGAGCUGCAUGCUCAUCCUGCUGGGCCUGGUCCUGGGCGGCAUCGUCCUCAUAGCCAGUAAGAAGCAGCUGUAUCAUCUGGAGCCCGCCCUCUUCUUCCUCUUCCUCCUGCCGACCAUCGUGGGCGACGCCGGGUACUUCAUGCCCGCCCGCCUCUUCUUCGACAACCUGGGAGCCAUCCUGACGUACGCCGUGGUCGGGACGCUGUGGAACGCCUUCUGCACCGGCUUCUGCCUGUACGCCGCCAAGCUGCUGGGGGUCAUAGAUGAGCGUGUGCAGGCCGGCCUCAUCGACUUCCUCCUGUUCGGAGCGUUGAUCUCGGCCGUGGACCCGGUGGCGGUGCUGGCCGUGUUCGAGGAGGUUCACAUCAACGACAUGCUCUUCAUCAUCGUGUUCGGAGAGUCACUGCUCAACGACGCCGUCACCGUGGUUUUAUAUAAAGUCUACAUUUCCUUCGUGGAGGUCGGAGUGGAGAACGUCCAGACGGCAGACUACUUCAAAGGAGUCGCCUCUUUCCUCAUCGUCAGUAUCGGCGGGACUCUGGUGGGUCUGGUCUUUGCCGUCCUCCUGGGUUUCAUCACUCGCUUCACUAAGAAGGUCCGCAUCAUCGAGCCGCUCCUCGUGGUCCUGCUGGUCUACCUGGCCUACCUGACCGCCGAGCUCUUCUCGCUGUCCGCCAUCCUGUCAAUGACCUUCUGUGGCAUUGGAGCCAAUAAAUACGUGGAGGCCAACAUUUCCCAGAAGUCUCGGACCACGGUCAAGUACACGAUGAAGACUCUGGCCAGCAUCGCUGAAACCAUCAUCUUCAUCUUCUUGGGGAUCUCGGCCGUGGACAAGUCCAAGUGGGCCUGGGACACAGGCCUGGUGUCCUGCACCCUCAUCUUCAUCUUUGUCUUCAGAGCCAUGGGUGUGAUCGGUCAGACCUGGGUCCUCAACCGCUUCCGCCUCGUCCCAUUGGACAAGAUCGACCAGGUGGUGAUGUCGUACGGCGGCCUGCGGGGGGCGGUGGCGUUCGCUCUCGUGGUUCUUCUGGACGGAGAGCGCGUCAAAGCCAAAGACUACUUUGUCGCCACGACGAUCGUGGUGGUGUUUUUCACGGUCAUGUUCCAGGGCCUGACCAUCAAACCUCUGGUGAAUUGGCUCAAGGUUCCUCGUUCCACCAGCAGGAAACCGACCAUCAACGAGGAGAUCCACGAGAGGGCCUUUGAUCACAUCCUGACGGCGGUGGAGGACAUCGCAGGACUGCAGGGAUACCACCACUGGAGAGACAAGUGGGAGCAGUUUGAUAAGAACUACCUGAGUAAGCUGCUGCUGAAGAAGUCUGUGUACAGGAAGAGCGAGCUGUGGGAGGCGUAUCAGAGGAUCAACAUCCGAGACGCCAUCAGCGUCAUCGACCAGGGUGGGAACCUGACCUCAGCCAGACUGUCUCUUCCCUCCAUGGCCUCCAGAGCCUCGUUUCCUGAAGUCACCAACGUCACCAACUACCUGCGUGAGAACGGCAGCGGUGUGUGUCUGGACCUCCAGGCGAUCGAUAACGUCCCCGGAGCCAAAGUGGAGGAGGACUCAGAGACACAUCAUGUCCUCGCAGGAAACCUGUACAAACCCAGGAGACGGUAUCAGUCCCACUACAGCCGACACUUCAUGCCUCUGGGGGAGAAGGAGCGUCAGGAUCGGGAGGUUUUCCAGAGAAACAUGAAGAGUCGCAUGGAGACGUUCAAGAGCACCAGACACAAACGACACAAGAAGGAGCGCAGCCUCAAGAAGCGGCGAGGAUCUGACAACAAAGACGACGGCGGCGACAAACCCAGACGCAACGUCAGCUGGCAUGACAAAGAUCCAGUGGGCGUUCCUGUGACGGAGGAGGACAAAGCAGGACACUCGGACCCGGAGAGGGACGAAGACGUUGGCAUCACGUUUGUCGCUCGUCAGGUCGAGACGUCGAAACCACGACGGACAUCGGUCCCAGCAGAUGUGGACGGUGCUCAGAGUCCCACUGCCCCCCCAUCACCCAUCAUCGGAGAGAGCCAGUUACCGUGGAAGGGUGGUGUGGGCUCCACCCCCCCCUGUGUGUCUGUGGAGGCCACAAAGGUCAUCCCCGUUGACCUCCAGCAGGCCUGGAACCAGAGCAUCUCCUCCUUGGAGAGCAUCUCCUCGCCACCGGCCCCUGUCGAGCCCAUCCACCCCCGAGUGAUCGCCCUCUCCAGACUGGGAGGGCCCCGCCCGGCCUCCUACACCCCACCCAGCAGUCUCUGGAGCAGCACCUCCUCCAUCGGACCACAGGUGUCACAGGGCUCCUUCCUCUUCUCAGAGAAGAAGAAAAAGAAGGAGGAGGAAGAGGAGGAGGAGGAGUCGGCGGCAGCGCAGGAGAUGCAGCCACUCAUGUCAUCUCUGAGGCCCCCCGGGUCCCUGCCCCCACCACCACCUCCUCCAGGCUCCACCCCUGGCGCAGGGGGGAGGAGGAACCCCUGCGUCUACCUGAGAAGCCUGGUGUCAGCGCCCCCCGCAGGCAGCAGCGAGCCACACAGCCGAGGCCCCACCCAGCUGUAACGCACACGAAUUCCAGGUCGUCCAAUCAGAAUCCAGCUCGCCCUGUCAGUUCUCACUAAGGUCCCUCACACAUGAAUGUAGCAGCUCAAGUUUCACCAAAGUUAAAAUUCACGUGAAGUCAAGCUGUGGAUGUACUUUGUCACAGGAAAUAAAGGUUAAUUCGCCCCCCCACUCACACAAUGGUAAACAGGGGGGGGAGGUUCGCCAGUGAUACAUUUGCGUUUAUUUGACUGUGCCCUUAUUCUGAUAUGAUAAUCAUCCGUCCAAUCACAGCCUCCGCUCCGCACACUUGAUCAGAGAUGUUUAAUCGCAUGAGCUCGUUCACGUCACCACCCACUCACGUGACAGGUCACAUGACCUGAUCAAUACGUGUUCCAGGUUGAAUCCUGUGACUCUGUGUUCACUGUUUAUUUCUAUCUUUCUUGUGAAACCAACAUUCUGAUAUUUUAUUCUAAAUUUCUGUCUUUUCUCUUCCUGUAAAACACUGUUCGAUGACUCAUCAUUCACUCACGACCGUUCACUCAUUCUGCGUCCAAUCAGAAAGCUGCCUGGAAUUUAUAACUCCCUCCCUGUGACUAUGAAUUCAGGACCUACACUGUCCCAUUCACAGAGUAGGUUAAAGUGGUGGUGAGGCAUUUGUGUUCAGAGCUUCUUGUGUCUCGUCUGAUAUUUAAGAAACGCAGACAGAGUCACUGGGUCACAUGACUCGUUUCUGUCUCAUCCGUCCUCGACUCUUCCUCAUCUGUUCAUUCAGUUUAUUGUGAUGUUGUGUUUUGGUCGGUGGAGUCACAUGUCGUACUUCCUGUUUGUAGGAGACGACAAGACGUUUAAUGACAGGAAGUGGUAUAUAGAUUUAUACGUGAACAUCUCUGCUGAUGUUCAUGAUGAGAGCAAUUUAACUGAAAAUAUUUUCAAUAUUCCAUUUAUAGUGAAUCAUCUUAAAGUGUUGCUGCCGCUUUUUAGAAAAACCAGUGUAGUAUUGAUCAUCUACAGAUAAUCAGUCUUUUUAACCCUGGACCAGUUCACAUGCUGAGGGACAACGACUCAUGUUGUAAUAAAGUGUAUCUGUCUGAGUGAAGAUGUGUGUGCACAGCGCCACCUGCAGUGUGACUCCCUGUUGUGUGUUUCCAAGCCUCAUCGCUGUCCACGUGUCGAGCGUCAUUUGUAAAGAUCGACUGAGUCGCUUGUUUUCAAAGACCAAAGUGUAGAAGCUUCAUGAACAUGUAGACAGCGUGUGUCUGUCCAUAACUGCCUUACUCUGUGUCGCUGUGUGUGUGUGUGUGUGUGUAGGUUCAUCAUUCACCAGCAGAAUGUUUUCACACUGAAUCUGAAGUUUGUGUGUCUUGUUUUUCCAAAGAAUCAGUUUGUGUUACAGCUUCUGUCGCACAAAGUCUAGCAGCUGCUGCAGCAACUCAACUUAACACGACAUCAAACAACACAACAUGAAACAAUGAUACAACACCACAGCAUCUCACAACACCGCUGCUCAACUGCUGUCCAUACCCACAUCAGCAUGGACCACAGGAAGAGACACACACAGCUGCACUCGUCUUAAUGUAGAACCUUUCAUCCCACGUGUAACAAAGCUACACUGGAUGGAUGAUGUAGCACAGGAUCAUCACGUCUGGGUUUAAUUCUCUUCUCUUCUCACUUCCAUUGGAUUGGAUUCAAUUUAUUGUUAUUACACAGAGUACAAGUACAGAGGCAACGAAAUGAAAAGUUGUGACAACAUGUGACCUGAACACAACACAAGGAACCAGCUGCAGAUCAAUAAUCCUUGAUUAAAGGAUCAGAUUAAGGUGAACAUUACAGAUUUCACACCAGCAGGUCUCAUGGUGCCCCAGGCGUUCAGACGUCCAGGUCCCUGAACGCAUCGUGCUGCAGCAGCUGCUGGAGUCUCCUCAUCGUGUCCCAGUGACUGAAGUGAGAGAAACAUGCUGCUGCUUCUAGAAAAGGCCUUUACACUGAAAACAUACUUGAACAGGGGCUGACAGAAGGAACCUGAACGCAUCACGGCGUGUGGGUUCCAGCUCUCGGCCUCAGAUUCUCACGUCCUCGAGUCUUUGAGUCUCAUCUGUGAUUCGUUGUGUCCAAAUUCAAAUGAAGAAUUCAGAAUGUUGGCGUCAAUAAAUGU
Molecule: messenger RNA, 5086 nt
Organism: Platichthys flesus (European flounder)
Lineage: Eukaryota; Metazoa; Chordata; Actinopteri; Pleuronectiformes; Pleuronectidae
Gene: slc9a5
Product: solute carrier family 9 member A5
Exons: 16
Coding region: 16-2952 (978 amino acids)
Biological process (GO): proton transmembrane transport; regulation of pH; sodium ion transport
Cellular component (GO): membrane
Molecular function (GO): sodium:proton antiporter activity
Source: RefSeq, a predicted model, not a curated record